Molecule: messenger RNA, 5910 nt
Organism: Penicillium brasilianum
Lineage: Eukaryota; Fungi; Ascomycota; Eurotiomycetes; Eurotiales; Aspergillaceae
Source: the annotation of a GenBank genome assembly
CAUCUGCACCAAGCGAACGCUAAUUCGCCAAUCGUGGUGGGUACACCACAGUGCAGGUGGGUACCCAAAACACGCCUAGACGCCGUCACCAUGUCGACCAGGGCCCCAGCUACAACACCUCCGAUCGUCAUCCCAGGCCCGCUCUCGGCGCAAAUCCCCUCCUCUUCUCAUGAGUCUGGACCAUAUCACACACCCAAAGACCUUUCCCCCCUGGAUGCCGAUUAUAGCGCCUCAGACUACUUCAUGGCCGAGGACGCGCGGGGCGCUGACCCCCGGAGUACCAGCACCGACAACUCAAUAACGCAUGGGAACCCGAGCGGCGCGCAAGAUUCUACCCCAACGGACACCACAACACAAGCCGCACCAACGACGGAGACGACCAACGCCACCACGGUGCACAAUGAGAAUGAGAAGGAGGAGCAGGAUGAACCACCCGCUGCGACGGCUCAAUUGCACGAUGAGGAAGACAUUAGUCUUCUGCCUCCCUUGGCCGAUCGCGAUGACAGCAGUCUAUUCUUGUCGAGUGAAAUUGGCGAUCGCGAACGCGUGAACAACCAGACUCUGAUCGAGGAGCAUGAAAUGCGCCGUAAAUUGAUGGAUGUGGAGUCGAGCUUUCUACCGGAACCCUCGACCAUCGACGUCGCUACGACUGGCCGCGCUGCGGGCGCAGACGAUACCUACUUGGUUGGAGUCGGAGGCUACGAUCCCGACAUGACCCAGUCUUCUACUUUUUCGUUUAUUCCGCCAUCCGAGAGCUACCAGGACACCGAAGGAGACCACGAUGGAGGUGCGGAAGGGACGGAGAAUAUGACCAGCGCGACGCACAUACAGCACACCGCGAAUGACACUAUGCUUGACUCGCUCACCUCGUCACCUUCGGCUGCGGCCAUGCUCCGGAGUCUGCGGCGUGACCAGCAAUCCGAAAAUCCCAGUGAACAUAGCCUGCUAUCCCAAGAUGAACGACCUUUCAGAUCCCAACUCUCCAUUGCAGAAAGCGAAUCCCAGCUCACUCCCUCCAAGCUCCGACAUUCGUCUCGUAGCCUUUCUCCAGGCCAGUCUAGGAUAUUCAGUGAUCAGAGUGGCAGCAUUGGUGGGAGCCGAAGAAGUGGUAGCCGACCGAAGUAUUUGACCAGUCGUCAAUCGGCCCAGCGUCUCUCGCACUCUUCCAUUGCUAGCAACACGACCGAAACAACUCACAGCGAUGCGACUCUGGGUGCUGACUUUGCGCUUCAAUCAGGAGGCGCGGCCUCUGAGCAAUGGGGUGGUCUCAACGCUGGUCCGCGCUCUCAUAUGAUUCGGACAACUAGUCUGGGUAGUAUGGCUUCUGGCGUUUCAGGCUAUAGUGAAGAGAACUCACUGGACAGACGCACCGUCGGCGCCCCGAUUGACGGGGGUCUGCAUACCCUGGAAGAAGAAAGCUCACCGCAGUCAUCACGCCAAGCAGCGGCCUUUGAUGAUGCCACGGCGCCAAUGACACCAAAAGCCAAGCCUCGAGACACUAUCCCGACUGAUACAGCCAUCACAGAACGCGUUAAGGGAAUUCAGGUUCCUACAGCCUUUGUCCAAAGAUUCCGAGAUGAUUUUGGUCACACUGGACCAUCACCCGCGAAACGCCCUGGAGCUUCGACCCCUGCAUUUGGACGAAGUGGCCGCACGAUGACCCUGAAGGAACAAAGUAGCACGAUCGACCGACUCUCAAAGGAGAACUUUGACCUCAAAAUGCGCAUUCACUUUCUCAACGAGGCUUUGAACAAGCGAUCCGAGGAAGGAAUUAAGGAGAUGAUAUCAGAGAACGUGGAGCUCAAAUCGGAUAAGUUGAAACUGCAAAAAGACAACCAGGGUCUGAAGCGCAAGGUUCGGGAUUUGGAGAAGCAGUUGAAGGAUCAGCAAUCCGACAAGGACUCCAUGGUCAACCAUGACCCUGAAGCAUCGGAAGACGAUCGCGACUCUGCUCAGGAUGAGGAGCUUAUCUUCUUACGGGAGCGAGUUGAGACUUAUGAGCUUGAAAUUGAGCGGAUGCGGUCUGAGAAUAUUGCCCGCGAGGGCGAGAAGCGUCGUUUGGCUGAGAUGGUCAAGUCUCUUAGCGAGAACCGUACUACAGGGUCAGAGGCGGGGGCUCGAGAAGAGAGGGACAUGUGGAAAGACAUGCUGGAGGCAGAGACCGCUGCUCGUGAACAAGCCGAGGAAGAGAACCGUAGGCUCCGGGAUGAGUCGAUUCGCCUCAAGAGUGAACUUUACACAACUACUAGCUCUUUGAAGCCGGGGCAGCGGGAGCGCGGCGGGUCUAAUGUCUCGUAUGCGUCCGCAUCGGAAAGAGAUGGCCACCGUGGCGGUUUGAUGAGCACCUCCAGCAGCACUCUUAUGGUUGAGCUCGAGCUCCUGAAGCAGGAGAACGCCGAGCUGAGGAAGGAAGUCAGCGCACAAACAUCGAUGCUUACAUCUCGUAACCGCGAGAAAGAGCGCCUUUACCAAGAGAUUGAGGAGCUCAAGCUCGGCCAGCGGCGUGAUGGUAGCCGAUCCGUGGCCGGAGAUAGCAUUUUCGACCGCUCGGCGUCUCGUGCUCAGAUGCGCACCGGGUCAGAGGUCAGUGAUGGCACCGGAUCUCGGGAUAAUCUGGAUCGCGAGGAGCUCGAAGCUCGAAACGGCCAGCUUCGUGACCAAGUGUCGACGCUUAAGCUGGAGAAUCAAGCUAUUCGUGACCAACUGGAAGACUACAUUCGUGAACUGGAGGCGCUUGACAAAGCUUAUCAGGCCGACGUUGACCAAGCCGAGGAAGAAAUGGCCAACCUACAGCAUGAGCGAGACCAGGCCAUUCAGAUGGCCGACGAGCGGGACGCUGCCUUCCAAGAUCUGCGUGCCGAGGCACAAGAGGAGCUUGAUACCCUUGGUGAGGAGCUUGAUCAGAAGAUCGUCGAGUGUCAGCGCAUGGGCGAGGAUCUACGAAACCAGGACGAGAGUCUGAGGGUACUACAGGCCGAGAUGCGCUCGGCCAGCGAGGGUAUCAUUCGACUCGAGGAAGACGCUCAGAACAAUCUGGAGCGGUACAAGGCUGUGCAGCUGGAGCUGGAAGAAACGAAUCGUGAGAUGGAGAGUCUCGAAAAGAGCCUCUUCGAAGCCAACGCCAAGGUGCAGCGGCUGACGGUGCAGAUCGAGUCGAGCCAGAACGAGAUUGCCUUCCUCCGGGAAGAGCAAGAUGGCGACAAGAUCCGUAUCGGCGACCUAGAGUCCGAGCUCAAGACUUACCAAAUGAGCCUGUAUAGCGAAAAGGAGAAGACUCGGGAGUUGGAGCAGCGGCUGGCGGAUGAGCGGCACCAGCGUGAGGUAGUCGGAAGCAAAGAGAAGCAAGAGGUCCAGCGGAUCAUGAACGAACUCAACCGAGAAGCGUCGGCGGCCAAGGAGGAGGCCCGGCGAUUGAAGAAGAGCCUUUCUACCCAGGAAAUUGAGACUGCUACCUGGCGUGAGCGUCUCAUGGACCUUGAGAACAACCUUCGCGAGACCCUGGGAGAUCUGAGUGGCAGCCGGUCUAGCCUGAUCACCAAUAUCAUGAAGCUGCAAAAAGAACUCGAGUCGACUGCGCUAGAAUUGGAGAGUGUUCGGCAACAACUGGAUGAGAAGGAGUCGCUACUUCGGAAUCGCGACGCCCUUUUGGAGAGUCACGGUCUAGAGUCUCGCAAGCUCUCUGAGCUUCUUGAGCGUGAGCGACAAGCUCGUCGGGCAGAUAAGCAGUCCUUCGAGCAAGCCCUUAAGAACCACCAGCAGGCGUCGCGAACUAUUACCCAGAGCAACUCGCGGAUUACGGAUCUGGAGAAUGCUCGCAAUUCGGAUCGGAAGCGGUUUACCUCGCUUGAGCAGCAGUUCCGAGACCAACUCAGCGAGCGCAAUGCUUUAUUCCUUACAAUCUGGAAGAGACUCUCGUCGAUUUGCGGUCCUGAUUGGGCACACUCGAACAGCCUAAUCAACGGUAACCUGCCGAGUCAAGAGGUUAUUGGCAACAUCCUCUUCUGGCCUGGGUUUAGCCGAAACUUGUUGCUUGCCGUUAGGACCGUUGAAGGUGUGAUUUCGGGCUUCAAAACUCGCAUUAGGAGUAUUGAGCAUGACUUUACGAAGCAGUACCAGAACCUGGAGAGCUCUUUCGGUCAACGAGUCCGUCGACUCGAACGUGUCGAGGAGGCUGUCAAAAACCUGCGGAAUGGACGGGGAUUUUCCAGCUCGUCAUCUGAAGUGUCCAAGCUCCGUGGUGAGAACCGUCUGUUAAAGGCUGAGAUCAACCUACUCCAGUCCAACACCCGCACUCAUGGAUCUGCAUCUGCUGCCGCUGCGGCCGUGAUGGCUUCCGGUCCGCGGUCACCAUCGCUUGCGUCUACAGUAGACCCUGAGCGCUCCUCUUUGACACGGCAUAACUCUACACCCGGUACCGGUGAGAAGCCGCGCUCCGAGAGAGGUCUCACGCGCAGUUCCACUGGUCUCCCCCAGCCAUCACACACCUCAUCCAAUAGCACACUCACCAAUAACGCUGGUGCUAUUCUGCCUCGCUCACGCGGUGGAGCCGGUGGAUGGGAAGGCAGCGAUGACAAGUGGAUUCACCGACUGCACGAGUUGGAGAAACGGCUCAAGGCUGAGCGAGAAGGCCGUCUUCUAGAUCGCAGUGGUGCCCGCAAGCGUCUGGAGGAGCGCGAUGCCGAGAACCAGCGGUUGCGGGAUCAACUUCAGCGAGAGCGAGUUCGACGAGGUCCCUCCGGUACUAUUACGGAUAGUAGCCGUAGUCGAGUGCCUACCUCGGACGAAGGGCCUACUAGCUCGAGUGAAGGGGAAGGGAUCACGGUGGACAUUGAGGUGUGAGUCUGAAUGGUGGUUCUUGGCUUUUUCUUGUACUGUGUACUACUAUAUACCCCGUCCUUCAUCUUUGCGCGAGUCACGAUGGUUACGAUGGCGUUUCUUAUUACUUUUCUUCGAUUCUCUUGUAUCUUAUUCAAAAACACCAUUUGACGUUUUUUUGAUCCAUGUCAUGUGUUGUAUCCCGGCCCAAGGAAGUACUGUAAUGCUGUCCAAAAAUAUGACUAUUGAUACAUCUGGUUUACCCUCCUAUUUGAUCGAGAAUCACCAUUCUACCGCAGAGAGACCUUGAGCGAAAAGUCCACAAUGCCCGUUCCCUGGUGAAUCGAGCUGGUGGACAAAAUAUCCACAUCCGGGCAAGCAUACGCCGCAGCAUUCUCCUCGGUCAACCCACCACUAACCUCAAUUAAGAAAGACCUCCCCUUCCCAGCCCAACUCUCCUUCAACGUCUUCGCCGCCACCCUAACACCCUCCGGCGUAAAGUUAUCCAACAUCACCACAUCCGCCCCAGCCCCAAUAGCAGCAUCCGCCUCCUCCAGACUCCGAACUUCAACCUCGACCUUUGUCGCAAACCCACCCGCCGCCUUCGCAGCAGCAACGGCCUUCGGAAUUGCCGCCGCAAUACUCUCGGGAUUCGUCUUUCCUCCGGCCGCAGCCCCAUUAUUCGCACAAGCCCAGACAUGAUUAUCCUUCAACAUGGUCAUAUGACUCAAAUCGUGACGGUGCGGGUCCGCGCCUCCGACUAGGAUACCGUAUUUCUCGACAACACGGAAACCAGGCGUUGUUUUACGGGUUCCGGCUAGUGUACCGGCCCAGCCUUGGGCGCGGAGGGCGGCGAGCAUCGAAGCGGCCUUGGAGGCGAUGCCGGAACAGCGGGCGAGGAUGUUUAGGGCUACGCGUUCGCCGAGGAGGAUUUUGCGGACGGGACCGCGGACGGUUGCGCAGUGGGUUAUCGUGUUUGCGGGGAUGGCAGUGCCUUCUUGGAUGUGCCAUUCAAUUCUGGGAGAAAGGGCGGUUGUUAGUUAGUGGGUUGCCGGUGAAGGGUUGAUGGAGAGAGGGGGGAAAUGGACGUACGAG